AUGAAAGGCUGCCGAAUUGACACAGCUCAGGUCUUUGAAGAUCGCAUAGAACGUGGCUACUACCGUCUCGAUCUAGUCUUCAUUGCUGGCCUUCUCAACACAGUUGGGGUUCAAAGUACGGCGGCUAUGAAGUUACUUACAGGUUCGAGCGAAUUCGCCCAUCAAACAUCAUCCAUCUGUACGUCAAGCUAA
Molecule: messenger RNA, 192 nt
Organism: Hydatigera taeniaeformis
Lineage: Eukaryota; Metazoa; Platyhelminthes; Cestoda; Cyclophyllidea; Taeniidae
Source: the annotation of a GenBank genome assembly